This is a messenger RNA of Klebsormidium nitens, 930 nucleotides long. Lineage: Eukaryota; Viridiplantae; Streptophyta; Klebsormidiophyceae; Klebsormidiales; Klebsormidiaceae. The record is from the annotation of a GenBank genome assembly.
AUGAAGCGCGAACUAAUCAUGACUGGGCUCGCGCCAGCAAUUGGCGACAGAACUGGCGCCACGAUUCGCGCUACAAGACUGCCGAAAUUCAAACCACAGAGAGAGUGGGCGACCGUUGGACUGCGUUUUGUAAAAACGCUACGGGUGCGAGAUGCUACAGAGGUCCACCACGUGAGGCGCAUUGUUGAGGAAGCUGACAAUAUCCUAUUAAAGACCUUGGAUGCACGGCUUUCCGAAAGCAACGAGGGGGCUCCAGCGAUUGUGGAGGAGCUCGGACGGCAUGCUUGGGAGCAGAUGCACCUGGAAGGGGCGGCUAGAAGUGCAACGGUGUGGGAGAACUCCUCGGGGACGCUGACACACUUGAGCACCAACAACUGGGGAAGAGCGUUCAGAGCGCGUGCUCAGGAGACGGCCUGGAAUGUGGCAACAGAGUCGAGAGAUUUCUCCUAUUUUGAGUCGAUUGCGGGCUUUCCGAUGCUAGAUGCUUCUCUGGUGACUUGCAAGGGCCUCCGAGAAGUAGAGCUUACACUAGAUCCAUUGAACCCCAAUUGGCAACUCCGAUUCGUCUCCCGAAGACUUUGGAGGCUCAAACCGGUCCGAGUGCUCACCGUGAACGUAGACCGCCCCGAGCAAGACGGCGACGGGACGGUUGAGUCCGUUCUUAGGACGUCGCACCGUGAGUACGGGAAAGGUUUUGACUUGCUUUCGGCGGCGUUUCCGCAAGUAGACCAUGUCAAGAUUCCCAAUUGGCAGUUCCCCCUGGGCGACAACAUCGAGGUGUCGCCGUAUUUGGGUUACACCGGCUGGCGGGGAGUGCGGAUCUUGGAGCUCGGAACAGCAGGACUGCCGUACACCUACGGUGCGGCGCGGGUGCAUGUGGUAAGCCUUGAGAUGAAGGUGCACUGCAACCCUUUAACUGGCCAGACGUAG